UUAUUUUCCCCCGAUCUAUCUAUCAAUCUAUCUUUCUUCUUCUACACACUCCAUUACCAACACAAAACUCUAAUUAAUCAGAUCAUCGCUCUUUUUUUUUAUUCCAGAUCUGCACUUAUCAUCUCCCAUGGAAUCGCUGAUUUCGAAGAAUGUUAAACCGGGGACUCCGGUUAAGGAUCGGAGCAAGUCGUCUCAUCUGGAGAACGCGAACCCUAACGUCUCUCUCGCUAAGUCCCCCCUCGCGAAAUCCUCAUCAUCAUCGCCGAUCGUGAAAUCCGCUAAUCCGAAGCGAUCGGCGCAGAAGAAUCAGAAUCAGAGUCCGAAUCCGAGUCCGAAUCCGAAUCCGAAACCUAGCCAGGCGGUUUUCUCGCCGCGGAAUCGGAUCAGGGAGAGGAGGUUCGUCGUGGUGGCGAAGAAGAACUCGAGGAAAGGGAAGAAGGAUCCGUCGCCGCCUGCCGCGGGGACUACUACCACCGUUCCCGAGAUCGAUUGCAGAUGCGGGGAGAGGAAGAAAGGGAGCGCGAAGUGCGUUUGCGUCGCGUACGAGACGCUGCGUGCUUCUCAGGAGGAGUUUCUCAAGAAACGAAGCGAGUCCGAGGAGAAGGAGGAAGGAUGUAAUCUUGAAGAGGUAGAAGGUGGAGAGGAAUCGCUGGAGCCGGAGAUGAUAGGCGCUUUGAAGAGGACGAGGGGUAAAGUCGUGGAGGAGUCGCGGAGGAGCGUGCCUGAAUCUGGUAAAGUGAUGAAUCUCGUUGAAGCGUUUGAGAAACUCACUUGCUUCAGUGCCAACAAGGAAGAAGAGGAGCAAACCGUUGGGGAUGUGAGACAGCAAUCUAAGUUGUGGGAGGGAGAGAAAGAGGCACACCACACGUGGAGUUCUUCGUUUUGUCCAAAUGAACUGGUUUUGACUGCUAAGAGUCUUGGUUUAGAUCCCAAAGCCUCGGUCUCGUCGUCCUGGGACAGCAGCCACAACAGUGUUUUGAGUGGGAUGUCAAAUGCUGGGAGGAGAAGCAGAAGAAAUAGCUUGGACUCGUCGACUACAAUGGGAAGCAGAAAAUCGAAGAAGAAGCAGGUUAAGGUUACUUCAUUGAAGCCUUUCAAACUUAGAACUGAGCAAAGAGGUAAGGUGAAAGAGGAAGAGUUUGCCAAGAAGCUCCAAGAGAUAACAAUGGUGGAAGAAAAGAUGAGAAUCCCCAUUGCUCAAGGUCUUCCAUGGACAACUGAUGAACCUGAGUGUCUGGUUAAGCCCCAUGUGAAAGAUAUUACAAUACCAGUUGACUUGACGCUCCACUCAGAUGUCCGGGCAGUAGAACGCGCAGAAUUUGAUCAGCAGUGUGAAUAUGCUGUUCUAGGUUGCAGUGAAGAUGAGUUUCAUCGAGCAAUACAAAAUGGAAAGAGAGAAAGAACAGAAGCUGGCGGAGGAAGAAGAGAUAAGACGGCUGAGGAAAGAAUUGGUCCCAAAGGCGCAACCAAUGCCAUACUUUGAUCGACCAUUCAUUCCCAGAAGGUCGAACAAACAUCCAACUGCGCCAAGAGAUCCCAAGUUUCACAUACCGCAACACAAGAAGAUCAGAUGCUGCGGUUCAUCUUCUUGUAGUGAAACUGGCUCUUACCUGAGCGAUUUCAAUUAUCAAUUUCUCUAGUUUUUGGUUACACUUGCGUUGGUUUUGGUUCUUUCUUUAGAACUGUCACAAUAUUGUAGUUUUUAAAAAUAAAGUCUCCAAAAAUAUUCAUUUGCGUACGCUUAUAUAAACAUUCAC
Brassica oleracea var. oleracea is the source of this 1757-nucleotide messenger RNA. RefSeq lists its product as uncharacterized. The transcript is spliced from 8 exons. Gene Ontology annotation, cellular component: nuclear microtubule; mitotic spindle. The record is from RefSeq and is a predicted model, not a curated record. NCBI's taxonomy places the organism in Eukaryota, Viridiplantae, Streptophyta, Magnoliopsida, Brassicales, Brassicaceae. Gene Ontology annotation, biological process: regulation of mitotic spindle organization; mitotic spindle assembly; activation of protein kinase activity. Bases 128 to 1483 code for a protein of 451 amino acids. Gene Ontology annotation, molecular function: protein kinase activator activity; microtubule binding.